CUCCAUCUUGUGAUUUCUUUUUUCCUUCUGAACCCUCCAGUGGGGGGUGCGAGUUUGUCUUUAGUCCCUCCACUCCACUGCCUUUUCUUCUCGCUCUCCUUCCCUUCCCCAGCUUGGUGUGUGCCUCUUUCUUUUCUCGCCCCUCUUCAUUUUUAUUUAUUCAUAUUUAUUUGGCUCCCGCUCUCUCGCUCUCCCCUUCCCUCCCUCUGGGUCCCUGCUCUCUCCCCGGAGUGGCGCGUCCCGGGCUCCGCCGCUGGCCAGGCGUGAUGUUGCACGUGGAGAUGUUGACGCUGAUGUUUCUGGUGCUCUGGAUGUGUGUGUUCAGCCAGGACCCGGGUUCCAAGGCCGUCGCCGACCGCUACGCCGUCUACUGGAACAGCAGCAACCCCAGAUUCCAGAGGGGUGACUACCACAUCGACGUCUGUAUCAAUGACUACCUGGAUGUUUUCUGCCCUCACUAUGAGGACUCGGUCCCUGAAGAUAAGACCGAGCGUUAUGUCCUCUACAUGGUGAACUUUGAUGGCUACAGUGCCUGCGACCAUACUUCCAAAGGCUUCAAGAGAUGGGAAUGUAACCGGCCUCACUCUCCAAACGGACCACUGAAGUUCUCUGAAAAAUUCCAGCUCUUCACACCCUUUUCUCUAGGAUUUGAAUUCAGGCCAGGCCGGGAAUAUUUCUACAUCUCCUCUGCAAUCCCAGAUAAUGGAAGAAGGUCCUGUCUAAAGCUCAAAGUCUUUGUGAGACCAACAAAUAGCUGUAUGAAAACUAUAGGUGUUCAUGAUCGUGUUUUCGAUGUUAACGACAAAGUAGAAAAUUCAUUAGAACCAGCAGAUGACACCGUACAUGAGUCAGCCGAGCCAUCCCGCGGCGAGAACGCGGCACAAACACCAAGGAUACCCAGCCGCCUUUUGGCAAUCCUACUGUUCCUCCUGGCGAUGCUUUUGACAUUAUAGCACAGUCUCUUCCCGUCACCUGUCACAGAAAACAUCAGGGUCUUGGAACACCAGAGAUCCACCUAACUGCUCAUCCCAAGAAGGGACUUGUUAUUGUUUUUUUGGCAGAUGUCAGAUUUUUGUUUUCUUUCAGCCUGAAUUCUAAGCAACAACUUGGGGCCAGGGUGGGGGCUAAAGUAGUUGCUGCCUCCCUCACCGCACCCCACCCCCAGCCCUUGCCCUUGACUUUUUGCAGCCCUUCCAAAUUAAAUGGACUCCAGAUGAAAAUGCCAAAUUGUUGUAGUGACACCAGUGGUCAUCAGCUCCUGUGCAUUCUCUAAGAGCUCACUUCCGUCAGCACACUGUGUCAGCAGUAUGUGGACAAGGAAGAAUAGUGGCAGAUGCAGCCAGUGAUGGUGAGGCCCAGGAGGGUUUUACUCUCCCAUACAAUAUUUAUGCCUUCUCAUUCAGGACUGUAAGAUAAUCACGCAGGGCAUCAUGUCACCAUGUCAGGUCCAGGAGGGAGGUAUUAAGAAUUGAUAUAAUAUUACACCAUUUCCUCUAGGAGUAUAUAAUUGAACAGGCUUCUGAAAGAUUGAGACACUGGUUUUUUUUUUUUUUUCUUUAAGAUGACUGUCUUAAAGCAUUCUUGACAGCAAAACCUGUGCUCCAUAAAAGAUGCCCUUUUUCGAGGAGGCAGGUAUGGUGCCAGAAUGCUAGCACAGAGCAAGUGUGAAAUCAGAAAACUAAGUUUGGUGGGAGUAUGUAUGUAUGAGUGCCUCUAAUUUUUUUGGUGACUGGACAGUGUACACCAGAUUUUUUUCCCUUUGAAUACAGAUCACCAUGGUGCUACAACUAUUUUUUUUUUUUUUUAAAAAAAAGAAACUCAAAGAGGCAUUUUUAUGAAUAAAGUGACCUUCCCCAAGGCUGACAAGCCAGGGUUGAUGAAUGCAUAUGGAAUAGCUUUGGAUACUCCUCUGGGGCACGACAUGUACCAAGGAAAAGAUGUCAGUGGCCCGAGGAGACGUGAUUUGGCUUUGCUGGAGCGCCAGUGUGCUGUGGCCUUUCCCCGACUCCCGCCCUCAGUACCCAUGUUUUGCUCCAUAAGCACAGGGGCUCACACACAAACCCCUGUCACCGGAGAGUCAGUCACCACUACUUGGGAGGGCUAAAGGGAAACUUGGAAUAAAAAUUCCAGAGUUUGGAAUAAAAAGAUUCAAGUGUUGAUUUUAUAUUCUUUCCCUUUCUGACACAGCCUGAAGCGUAGGGGGAACAUGUGUUUAUCUGUGGGAGAUAAACAAGAUGGAGUCCCAAAGACUUUAACAAAAUAUUUUUUUAAAAAUCCACUAGAAUAGCAAAUACAUUAUUUAGAUAUACUUUAUGCUGAGAGUGAGUAUAUAUGCUUGUCCUAUUUAAACUUGUGAGAAAAAGUGGUAUCCCUUGAUACAUUUAGAAAUAUGGGGGGUUAUCUUGUUUCAUUGUGGGGGUGGGGCAGAAGGAUGAAUAGUGCAGGAUGACCUUGUUUAAGGAAUUUUAGCAUGGUCAGCAAGGGAUGUUUCCAGUUGCUUACCAGGCAGUGCAAGCCUUGGGGCUUUCUACUGGUGAGGCUGACAUGAACUUUGAACUCCAAAGCCUAGACAGGGAAAAGUGUCCAAUCAAUGGUAAAGAAAUCUUGCCUUUUUUUGCUAUUGCACGACAUAUCAAUAGAAAAUGCCUUUCAAAACAAACAAAAAUAUGAUACGACGAUCAUGUAAGAUGUGAAAAGUUGGAAGGAUUCCAGAAAAAUAUGUUUUUUAAAAUACAUUUUUUAAAAAAAUGUAUGUUUUAAUAAGGGGGUCAUAUUGUGGACUGAUUCCAUGAAUAGGAAUUGGCUAAAAAUUGGAGUAGUUCUGAAUUAGAAAAAUAUGUGAACGAAAGGCAAUUGUAAAGGUACUGCAGCCUAGAGAGUUGUACACAUGAUGAAAUGUAAUGUGGGCUUACCUGACCCAUUUGGAGUGUAUGUUAGUGCUGGGUCUGUUCACACCGGGACAGUGAGUGGGGUUGCCAGCCUUGCAGAUGCAAUCAGCCCUAUUCCCCAGACAUCAGGAACUUCUCUGGAGUGGCAGAGUCUUAUCACAGAAGGCAGCCACCAUUUCACUGAAACAAAAGUUCACAGCAUUGGAUUCUUUUUUCCUUUACUAUUUAUAUGCUCAGUACUCUCAGUAAUAUCUAAUGCUUCUUUUUAUUAAUAGUUACAAGCUUGUUGGUCCAGUGGGAUUUGGGUGGGGGUGGCGGGGGAGAUACCUUCAAAUAUGGAUCAAUAGAACCGAAAUAAUACUGCAUGUUCUAUAACCACAAGCAAAUCAAAUGAUCCUAUAAUGAUUCCAGUUAGUCAUAACUACAUUAGCAGUGCUAACUUCAUUUUAGAAAUGGUGACUUCUGUGGUUUUUCUAGCAUUUGUCUCUAACAAAUGAUGAAAUAAUUACUCAUGGCCCUCUCUGGCAUUGUCUUUCAUUUUUCACAGUGAAAUUAGACCCCUUUACUUCACCAUCAUGCCACUACAAAUCAAGAAAAAAAAAAAUAGCAAGACUAUCCACACCAGUAGACAGUGUGCUCCUCUACGUAUAAAUGAUGUAAAUGUUGGUAAUAAUUGCCAUGGAGUUUUCCAGAAGAUUGGCACAGACAGUUUUCAUCUUGUCCAAAAAGUGCUGGUGGCCUUUUGUGAUGUUACAACCCUCUGGGGGCUUAGGAGGAUGUCAAUGCAACUUUGUAGCAGCUUUAAAUUUCAAAAACAAUUCAGAAGUCUGAAGGGCAUACUUAGCUGCCUCUCAGCCCCAUUUAGUCAAACCCCAGCGACCUUUGCCCCUGGUUGCCAAGGGCUUUGCAACAUGAAGCAGGGAAAAAGGAUCUGUCUGUUUAGUGGAUACUGUGUAUCCUUUAAUAGACCAGGUAACAGUUGGUGUUAGUUUAGACUAUUGUUUUGUACUGUACUUUCUUGGGUGGCAGAGGAAAGAAAAGUAAAACAUUAAAAAAAAAAAAAAAAACACUGCGUUCUUUAAAUUCUGUAUUAUUAGCAACCUCUGUUGUAUAUAGUGUUUGAUAAUAAAGUAUUAAUUUGAUUCUUAUGUCUUUUGUAAGUGAGAACAAUAGUCUUUCAGGAUAUAAAACAUGCAUUGAGGCUAUGAUACAUCCAAUGUAUACUUGCUUGAGAAGAGUCACAAAUGGCCAAGACACUGCUCCAUACAGGACUCAUAUGUGGUCAUCGUCCUCCCAAUCUUAAGACUCCACCAUCUUGGGACCUGGAACAACAUGACUUUUGAUCAAUAUUUUGUCCUCAAUGUUUUCAAGGUCUGAUGUUGGAGCCCUAUGGUGUCCCCUGCCCCUCCGCAAUCCUCAGCAUGUUGGUUUGGAAAAGCUUAGGGAAUUUAGAAAUGGUUCUGUACUUAGGUUUGGUUUUCUCUUUGUGGUGGUUUUCACACACAGUUUCAUUUUCUCCCAGGAAGUCUUGCCAGUAUCACGCAGCCCACACAUGGGAAAGACUGCAAACAGUCCACUGAGGAAGGUUAAAUGGGGGCUGUUUCUGUGUCAGUGUGAAAGGAAGAGUCACACAGUACCUGCGGAUUUCCAGGGACUCUUUCUCUCUGGUGCCUUAGCAACGGCAGCAGCCAUUUUUAUUAGUUUCCCCCAAAUUAGAAAAACAGUUUAAACUCCUUUCUUCCAUUCAUUGUUCCACAGAGCUGUGGUCACUAGAUUUGCUUUUGAAAACCACCUCCGCCAACACCCCGUUUGCCUACAACCCCUCUUUAUUUCUUAUGUUUAUUUUUUUUGUCUCUAGCCUUCCUCCCACAUUCUGUUUUCCCUCAGAACCGUGAAUGGACAGGUCUGUCUCUGGUUUGGCAUCACUGAGUUUUUCCCAUGCAUUUGCCCCAGAGCUGCUCGGAUGUGAGACAAAUCUCCCUACAAUGGGCUUGCUCCCAUUGUCUGUACAGUUUAAUAGAUGCUGGCAUGUUGGAGGUUACCCAUGAGUCAAAAUCCGCUCUUCAUGCUUACUCCUGACACCCCAUUGAAGCCACUCAUUGUGUGUGCGUCUGGGUGUGAAGUCCAGCUCCGUGUGGUCCUGUACUUGUACUGCCCUGCUUUGCAGUUCCUUUGCACUUACUCAUCGAGUGCCGUUUUGAAAUGCUGACAUUAUAUAAACGUAAAAGAAAAUGUAAAAAAAAAUUUAAAAAAAAACCCACACACAAACAAACCCAUACGAUCUGUAUUUGUAUAUACACGUGUCCGUAUAAGUAUACCUAAAUAAAAAUUAAAGAUUUUCAUCAUUUUAAUUG
This is a messenger RNA of Pteropus alecto (black flying fox), 5242 nucleotides long. It is a transcript of the gene EFNA5, whose product is annotated as ephrin A5. Gene Ontology annotation, biological process: regulation of cell-cell adhesion; regulation of actin cytoskeleton organization; ephrin receptor signaling pathway. The transcript has 5 exons. The record is from RefSeq and is a predicted model, not a curated record. The coding region runs from base 267 to 953 and encodes 228 amino acids. Gene Ontology annotation, cellular component: external side of plasma membrane; plasma membrane. NCBI's taxonomy places the organism in Eukaryota, Metazoa, Chordata, Mammalia, Chiroptera, Pteropodidae. Gene Ontology annotation, molecular function: ephrin receptor binding.